CUAGUCAAGCCAGACCUCGCCGAACGUGGCGAUGUCUGUCGCAUGGCCGAGGCUCUCGUCCCCUUUGAUCCUUUCGAAACAAUGCCAUAAGGCUGGAGUCUCAACCUAAUCGAUAGUCUGCGCUCAACACACGCUGAUGCACGGACCGCGGCAACCAUGUCAUCUUUUGACUAUCUUGUGCGUUUCGAGGACGAGCAUGGCAAUUUCCUAUAUGGACACGCCACUGCCGACGACCUACGAUCAGAGAUGGUAGGUCAAAGUCUGGACAUUUACGAUGGCAGCGUGCCUUGGGACGCAGGCUUCACUCUUUCCAACCGCAAGGGAAGAGUAUGCAAGGUGCUGAGUCCGUUAGCGAGUACACCCAUCAUACAUGGGGUUGGGUUGAACUAUAAGGCGCACGCUGAUGAGGGCAAUAUGAAACUGCCACCAUAUCCGAUACUCUUUGUGAAGUUCCCUGAUGCUUUGGCAAAUCCAUACGAUGACAUCCCAGUCAACAAAGAAGCCUGGCAACUGGACUAUGAGGGCGAGCUUUGCGUAGUAAUCGGCAAGGACUGCAAGAAUUUGUCCGCUACAGACAACCCACUUGAUUACGUCCUAGGCUAUGCCGUUGGUAACGACAUCUCCUCACGCUACUGGCAAGACAAGACCCGUGCAAGCGGCCAACAUGGCUACGCCAAAUCCAUGGAUAAGUUCGCCCCGCUGGGCCCAGUCAUUGCCUCGACACGAGUGAUCCCAGACCCUUCCAGGCUGCAGCUCACAACGCAUGUGAAUGGAGAAUUGAGACAGAAAUCGGGCACAGACAACAUGAUUUUUGAUGUGCCGACACUCAUCAGGCAUUUAAGUCGUGGUAUCACCCUUCGUGCAGGUACCGUCAUCAUGACCGGCACACCAGAAGGCGUAGCAGCAUUCAUCAAGCCUUCGCCAUGGUUGGAGGACGGGGAUGUGGUGGAGAUUGAGAUCAGCAGCAUUGGAAAGAUCCGCAACAAGAUGGUGUUCGAAGAUGCGACGUCCACUCCACCAGAUGACAGCGCUCCAGGAUUUGGAUAGACUCAGCUGCUUAUUGAACGGCGGCUUGAAACACG
Exophiala xenobiotica is the source of this 1082-nucleotide messenger RNA. RefSeq lists its product as uncharacterized. Lineage: Eukaryota; Fungi; Ascomycota; Eurotiomycetes; Chaetothyriales; Herpotrichiellaceae. The transcript has 4 exons. The record is from RefSeq and is a predicted model, not a curated record. Gene Ontology annotation, molecular function: acetylpyruvate hydrolase activity. Bases 157 to 1047 code for a protein of 296 amino acids.